Molecule: messenger RNA, 5778 nt
Organism: Cuculus canorus (common cuckoo)
Lineage: Eukaryota; Metazoa; Chordata; Aves; Cuculiformes; Cuculidae
Gene: TNFRSF8
Product: TNF receptor superfamily member 8
Exons: 12
Coding region: 2928-4394 (488 amino acids)
Molecular function (GO): protein binding
Source: RefSeq, a predicted model, not a curated record
UGGUUCUAUGUUUGUUUUAUAGUUACAUCUCCAUUUCAGUGCAGAAUAAGCUUAUACCGUGAUCCUUUUUUUUGCAUAGGGAGUCUACCCAGUGUACUCAGGCUUUCCAGCACAGUUUAAGCAGGUUCUACAUGUUGAAACUUCUACUCUGAGGAGUGCCCGGUCAGUUUGUAGUUGAUAGUAUAGAGAAACAGAUUUCUCUGCUGGCCAACUUGGUCUUCUCUUUUCAUUCAUAAAUGAAAAUAUCAAAGAUUUUGCAAUUGGAGCCUGGUUAAUAUUGUUGAUACAUGACCCAGAAUUUAAUCUAGAACCGAUUGUUUCUAGCUGCACUGUUUCUCUGCAAGAGAGACAGGAGGUCUGAAAGUGAGUAAACCCAUAUUUUUUCAGUUAGGACACCUGGCCGUGAAUGUGCACAGAGGCCUCAUCUUCUACUAAGAAAGUGAUUCACGUAUAGUCAAGUUUUGGAUCAUAAUCUCGCUUCAAGGCAGAGUUACCAAAAAGAUGCUUGCUCUAAUUUCACGUGGCUGUUUUCUCACAGUUGCUCUGCUGAGGUCUGUAAGGCUGUGAGCCGAACAGUGUGGCUGCUGGUUGUGUUCAAGAUGUCAACAUUACAAAUUCUAGUUAGUUUAAUUUGAACAGCAGCAAUGCAAGAAUAACAACAGAAAAGUAAUUUCCAGAAAGUGAGGUCAUGCUUUAUGAGAACCAGCUUUUUUUUUUGUUUUAAUAUUGAAUAGGAAACAGAAUCUCAAUCCAGAAGAUGGGCAAAGGAGUUUUAUCCAGCCUAGAGCAGAGAUGAGUAACAGGCCUUCACAAGACGCCUUUGAACCAUGUGCUGUGAGGAGUGGUUUGAGUGUGGAUACCGUAGUUAGUGUAAUAACACAGUUUUGCACAGGGGCUUUGAACAAUUGUAAACGUUACCCAGUCCGAGAUAACGCAUCCUUUGAUGAAUGAGGAUGAUGGCGAUGUUACCUGUGGGCAUGUCAUAAAGGAAUAAGUCUAUUUACUGGCUGAAAAAUUUCAUUUCAUCCGGUGUUAAUGCAGCUUCUGCAUUUGGACUGUGGACUUGGCAGCAACCUGAGCUGUGAUGGAUUCUUCACUUCCAGGGAAGAACAGGGUGGGGCAGGUUAAUGUUCAUGGGAUGUCAGGAUUGUGGGUUAGCAAAACAGGAAUAUUUGGAAGCUAGGAGUUUCUGGAGAGGAGGCUAAGCAGAGGUGAGGCUGUGGGAAUGUGUAGUAGGUAGAGAGAGUGGUGAAAAGUAUGUUGGGAGGAGGCAGAUGGCAAGAAAUACUGGGACUGUGGAGAUGAGGCCUGGAUUGGGCAAGUAGGAAUGUGAUGUGGAGUGAAGGGAGACCUUUGCUGAUCUGGGCUUCAAAAUGAUGGGUAGGAAGGGUUCCCAAUAUUGUACCACUAUCUCCAGAGCUUAACGACAUAACAAUACAAAUGCUGAACUUUGUUGUGCAGGCGCAGGGCUCUGGGAUAGCGUAUCUCCCGUUCCUGGAGGGUGUCAUGAUGCUGUAUGGAACUGUGGCAGAGAUCUAGGGACAGAUCCACCUAGUGCCCGACAUGCCCAGUAGUCCCCAAGGAGAAAGAAUUUUCUGUAACAGAUGGUGAGGAACAAUCCACUGACCAGGAGAUGUUUGUUGUGCUGGUUUUAAGAUGACUUUUUUUUAUCUUGAUCGGUUAGGGAUAGGAAGAGAGAACUCAAAUGUGCCCAUCGAGAGGUGGCAGUCUGUUCCCAACUGUCUUCUGCAAUGGGGCAUAAAAUCCCUCAGGGAGGAGAAGGCAGGAAUCUUUCACUCUCAUGUGUGACUGGUGGCUGUGAUUGUAGUGGAGAAUGUUUGGCAAAAUUGGAAGGUACUGUGUUGUUCCCACUUGGAAGCCACUAGAAGCUGGAAAAGCCAAAGUGAAGUCCAGCAUUCUUAACUUGACCUCAUUUACUUUUUUUCUUCUUAGGAACGUGCCACUGUCAUGUCCUUUUGACAUGACAAUGCCUGCCUGAUGCUUUGAUGGUAAAGCUGGUGGUUUAGUUCAACGUUCUAACUGUCCUUCAUGCAUACAACGCUACACUAAUUCAUAAGCUGGGAAAUCCAGCUUUGCUUAAUUGAACAAAUUAGACGCAGUAAAUAAUGUUUGUGAUUGCUUUUAACAGAGCACUGCAGUUCAGCCUUUAAAACCUGGCUCUGUCUGCUUCUCGCUGACAAUCUUAGGCUGCCAUUAGGGGUUUGUCUGUUUGCCCCCUCUGGGAGGAUUAUUGUAUGACAGUUUUGGUGAUAUCUCAGGAUUGGGUGUUUCUUGCUGUCAGUACCUUGUAAGAAUUAAUACCAAGAGUCUUGAAUGAAUGUAGUGCUGAUUUAUUCAUUCUGUUCAGUUAUCAGCAUCUCAAGAAAUGACUGUCUGCAGAGCCUCAGGUGAAACGUCUGCAGAGGCAUGAGCUUGCUUUUUGAAUGGUUUGCAAAUUUUGAUUUUGGGAGCUUUCAUCUCUUUGGAAAGUGCAUUUUCAAAGCCCAGAAGAAUUUGAUUACAGAGUGUGUCAAAUCUGAAAACACAAGAGAAAUUUUGCACCUUCUCUUUUGAGUUAAAAACCUCAGUUUCACCAGUUUCCUUGGUAAUGUCAGACUAGACGUAAAGGCUUGUUUUUCUCUUGGUUUUCUUCUUUUUUCUUGGUUUUCUCUUACAAGUCUUAUAAGCAGCAGCUGAGGGAACUUGGAGAAGAGGGAACUCUGGAGAAGAGGAGGCUGGGGGGAGACCUCCUAACUCUCUACAACUCCCUGAAAGCAGGUUGUGGUGAGCUGGAAUGGUUGUGAACUGAGUAAACAGACACGAAGCAAGACUGGGCUGGACCCUGGGUGGAUCUCAACCUUCAGAAGGAGCAACCUGGCUGUCUAACCUGCAAUGCUGAGAGCUGCGGGGAUUUAACACCACUGCAGAUGGCUGCCGGCAGCUUAGCACUUGGACUGUGGCUCCUGCUGCUUCUCCAGGACAUCCAGACAGCCCCACAGGAAUCAUUAACCCCAUCUCAUUCCUGUCAUACACGUGCAAAUUGGUUUUAUGAUGAAACUUUCCGAAGCUGCUGCUACCUGUGUCCCUCAGACUCUGUUAAAAAGAAAGCAUGUCCUAGCAACCCAGAUGAAGACUGCCUGAGGUGCGGACCUGAACAAUAUGUGGACAAAGAAUACCAAAAUCCACAAUGUGAGGCUUGUGUAUCAUGCGCAAAAGAACUUGACCUUGUGGAGAAGCAGCCCUGCACCUUCAAUUCCAGCCGCAUGUGUGAGUGCCGCCCAGGCCUUUUCUGCGAAACUGGUGUUAAGAACACCUGCAGUCGAUGCCGGAAGCACACUGUGUGCAAGCCUGGCUUUGGAGUCAAAGUCAGAGGCACCUCAACAAAUGAUGUUAUUUGUGAAGAAUGCCCUUCUGGGACUUUCUCUGAUGAAAACUCCAGCACUGACGUCUGCAAGCCUCACACAAACUGUGCCAAGUUAAACAAAGUGGCACAAAGCCAAGGAAAUGCCACACAUGAUCAGGUUUGCCUGGACCAAUUGCCCACCUACCUCACCCCAGGCACUUUGUCCAUGCGAUUCAUCAAUGAAACAAAUAACUCUGACCUAAGAAGUUUUGAGGAGAACCAGGUGACCAUUGCUAGUGUCCUUUUAAGUGCCACAACAACUGAAAACCCCAGUUCAACUCCUGAGGAGAAAGCUCUGGCUGGCACUUUUCCUACCUCAGCCAAGGGGGUGACAACAAUGAGAGGUGACAAAGGUCUAGCUCUUUGGGCAGUGGUUCUUUCUGUGAUAACACUACUUGUGGGCAUGCUGUUAGUUUGGAAAUGGAAGGGCUGCAAGAAGCGGAUCCUGAUCCUCAAAGGAAAAUCACGUCUGCAUUCCAUCACUUCACACAAAUCCAGCCUCAAAUCUCAAGGUUCUGAUCUAGUGAACAAAUGUGCAAAGAUCAUCCUGACUUCUGACAAUGGGCUGGAAGAAAAGGAGUUAAUUGACAGAAUCCUCCCUUUGGAAACCAACAAUAACUUGGUCUCCAGCACAGAAAAAGCAUAUAUUCCUGAUAUGAAUCUGACAGAUGUGACACAGAGCAAUGGAAAUGCCUCAGACUGCCCUAUUGAUUCUCGAGUGAGAGACCACACAAACAAUCGGAUUGACAAAAUAUACAUCAUGAAGGCCGACACUGUUAUUGUGGGGUCCAUUUCAGAAGUGCCCAGUGGCAAGAACUGUGCUGCUCGAGGAUGUGAAAGUAAUGUUGAUGCCCAGGAGAACAUGGAAGAGGAACUGGCAAUGCACUAUCCAGAGCAGGAAACGGAGUCUUUUCCAGGGAACGAUGUGAUGAUUCCUGUGGAAGAGGAGGGGAAGGAAUAUCAUCACCCCACCACUGCCACUGAGAAGUAAUAACCCUCUGAGCAGAUCUGUGAAGCUACAGAAACAUCCAGUGUGACACUAAGCCUGAAUCUUCGACAAAAAAAUGUAAACACAUUGUGCCUUAGGUUAUCUGAAAACUCAUGUUAAACACUGAAACAUGUUCAAGCAAGGAGUGCUGGAACCUAUUUCAUCUAACAGAGUGGAUCGUUCAAAUCAUUGGCCUUUACAGCUGACGUCAACUAUCCCUCUUUCCCUCUGUCUCCCAGUAUCACACUGGAACAAAUCAAAGCUACAAAAUUCAGAGGCCAUCUGGAUGCCAGCACAAGUUUCACAGCUUUGCUUUUCCUGCAUGAAGGAAUGGAUUGAAAACUAUGUCUGAUUACUUCUAUUAGCUAUGAAAAUUCUGGCCAGAAUUCCGAGUUAAGCUCGGGACCCAGCCACAUUUCAUGUCUUCUUUCUGUUCCACUAUUACCAGGACUUCCAAUUCUGCCAUAUUAUCUUGCAACUUCUGGUAUUUUUCUUAAAGGCUUCAACUCUUGAAUGAAAGAAAUGACAGUUUCAGUUUUCCCUAACACAACAGAACUCUUCAGUUUGUGGCCUUCAUGUUUCUUGAGGAAAUAGGAUCAAAAGGUGCCACACAGGCUCAGAAAACAGAAAGCAAAUAAAAUUAAUUGAAGGCUACUGUACUUCAGGCCAUUCUUUCUACCCUUUGGAGUCUGAUUCAUGUUUUUUUGACUACUUCAGAUCAUCAGUAAGUGUACAAAAUGCCUCUUCUGAUGGAAGUCAAACUGGCCGAACAUUUGGAUAUCGGAUGAACUAUUUAGCCCGGUGUGGAGUCUGCAAAAAGGGAAAAGAAGAAAAUAAACUGGUUUUCUGCAAAAAGGAAGGACUGAAAAACAGUCACAGUAGUUAUUUCCUAUAACAUGGUUAGUGUCUGCUUGUUUGGUAACUGUAAAUGUAAUAACGCUGACUAUGUUUUUGCACAGCACAAUGGAAAAUGAGCAAGAUGACGAAGUGGGCCUUAAUAAUCAAAAAAAAGGAACCACAAAACCAACUACUUGCUUUGUAGUUUUACCCUGGACAGGAUACUGUAAUAACAGCUGUGCAACUUCAGUGUCUUUUGUCUCAGAACACACAAAAGGAACAUAAGGGCAUAAAACCCACCUUCUUGGGCCAAACUAAUAGUACCAGCACGACAUUUUGUCUCUGACACUUGCAGUAAGAGAUGCUAUUUAGGAAGAGCACAUAAGCCUGGCUGAUGCCUGCUCUUUGUAUUCCUCCUAGUUCUGCAGCUUCAGCUGUAAUUGGAUUAAGGAUGUUUAAGACUUCGUCCCAGCCUUUAGAAUUGAUUCAUACUGCCAUUAUUUUUUCUUCCCGUACAACCCACCUCCACAAGCACUUGCGGCAACAUACG